Messenger RNA from Momordica charantia (bitter melon), 2274 nucleotides. Its product is annotated as Nucleotide-diphospho-sugar transferases superfamily protein. NCBI's taxonomy places the organism in Eukaryota, Viridiplantae, Streptophyta, Magnoliopsida, Cucurbitales, Cucurbitaceae. The record is from RefSeq and is a predicted model, not a curated record. Gene Ontology annotation, biological process: glucosylceramide biosynthetic process. Gene Ontology annotation, molecular function: ceramide glucosyltransferase activity. Gene Ontology annotation, cellular component: membrane.
CGGCCUGUUCUUCCGAUUAUAAAGUUUGGCGGACUCCCCAUUUACUCCUUUUCCCCUCCCUCUCCGGCCUUUGCCUGACUUCUUCUCUAUCCAGAGGGGAUUCUCGUCCAUUGAGAUCUGAUCAAUUCCAGAAGACAGGGAAAGGGAUGCUCUCUUUUGUUCGCGUCUAGGGCUUUUCUUUUGUUGUUGUUCUUGUCUUGUUUCCUCUUUUCGAUGGGCGGAGGGGGAGGAGCAUUGACGUCAAUGGACGCUCUCGAUUCGUUCCUCUUCUCUCUUAGCAAUUCCUUUUGCACUCCCCUUGCGCUUUUCGUUCAGAUCCAGGGAUGUGUAAUCUGCCUAGUUCUUGCUUUUGGGUGGGCUUGUGCUGCUUAUGUCAGGAAUAGAGAGAUUAAACGUAUAAAGGGGAGAGUUCAAGCUGGCAAUAGCUUCGCUUUCAUUUGCAAUGACAUCAGUGAACUGGAGCACUCCAAUCAGGUCAAUCUACCAAGAGUGACAGUUAUUAUGCCUUUAAAAGGCUUUGGAGAACAUAAUUUACACAAUUGGAGAAGUCAGAUAACAUCCCUCUAUGGAGGUCCUUUAGAAUUUCUUUUCGUGGUGGAAAGUACAGAAGACCCUGCUUACAAUGCUGUAUUGCGGUUGCUAUCUGAUUAUAAGGAUGAUGUUGAUGCUAGUAUUCUUGUGGCUGGUCUAGCAACGACUUGCAGUCAGAAAAUUCACAAUCAGUUGGUUGGGGUGGAGAAAAUGCAUAAAAAUAGCAAAUAUGUGCUGUUUUUGGAUGAUGAUGUUAGGUUACAUCCUGGGACAAUAGGAGCCCUCACUGCUGAAAUGGAAAAAAAUCCUGAUAUAUUUAUCCAAACUGGUUACCCUCUUGAUUUACCUUCGGGGAGUUUAGGGAGUUACUGCAUCUAUGAAUAUCAUAUGCCUUGUUCAAUGGGCUUUGCUACUGGUGGAAAGACAUUUUUUCUUUGGGGAGGUUGCAUGAUGAUGCAUGCUGAUGAUUUUAGAUAUGACCGUUAUGGGGUGCUCUCUGGACUUCAAGAUGGUGGAUACUCGGAUGAUAUGACGCUAGCAGCCAUAGCUGGUGCUCAUAAGAGGCUUAUUACAUCACCUCCUGUCGCAAUUUUCCCUCAUCCUCUUGCUAGUGAUCUAAACUUGGGAAGGUAUUGGAAUUACUUGAGAAAACAAACUUUUGUUUUGGAAUCAUACACGUCACAUGUUAACAAGAUAAUGAACCGGGCACUAUUUACUUCUCACUGCUAUCUGUCAUGGGGGUUUGUGGCACCAUACUUUAUGUCUUUGAUUCACGUUCUCGCAGCACUACGGUUCUACAUUAAAGGGUACUCACUCGAGGAAACGUCUUUUAGUUCUGUGGGGAUGUUAAUGGUGUGCAGUCUUGCUAUGUGCACUGUUAUAGAACUCCUCUCAAUGUGGAACUUGACAAGGGUAGAAGUUCACUUAUGUAACAUUCUGUCCCCGGAGGCUCCCCAGCUCUCUCUUGCUUCCUACAACUGGGGCUUGGUAUUCAUUGCAAUCUUAGUGGAUAACUUUUUAUACACUAUUUCUGCAAUACGUUCUCAUUUUUCUCAAUCAAUCAACUGGUCGGGCAUCCGAUACUACUUGAAAGAUGGGAAGAUAAGCAAGAUUGAAAGAAGUAUACCGAAACUGGAUAUGGGUCCAAUUUACACAGACUUGGGAGGGAAACAUUUGUAUGGAAAGAAAGGAAUGGCUCCAAAAGUUUCAUUUCUGGGCUCCUUGGCGAAAAGUUUGGCACAAUGGCGUCAACCUAAGAAAUUUGAUAGCUAGGAUGGUUUUUCACAAGAACUGCUAAUUAUUUUGAUGAUGUGUUACCAUUCUGGGAUCUCAUGGGGGAGGGAGAGGGCCAUAGAGCAUUGGUGAAGAGUGGAUUGAGUAGUUCAGAUUCUCCAGGACAACUCUGCCACUCCAUUUGUUGAUUGAUCAUAGAGUUCUUCUAGGUACUUUUCAUUCUUUUCUUCAUUCUCAUUCCAUCAAUUUGAUUCUUCUGCACCAACCACCGUCUCGCCAGGGUUUGAUUGGGUGGGUAAUUGGCAGUGAUUUUUUUGCCCCAUGUGAUUCUUGUAAUUUUAAAUAUACCAUUGUAAACUCCCGCUGUGAAACAGCAACAUUGUGAUUUGCCGCCUUGUUUCAUAUUUGAAAUGAUGUAACUUUGGUAGUGAAAGCCUAGUGAUUAUUGUGGAUUACUUUCUCUGGAAGGAAAUUUGUUUUGCCUCCAUCCCUUGGGGAGGAUUUCUGAUA